Oryzias latipes (Japanese medaka) is the source of this 4384-nucleotide messenger RNA. It is a transcript of the gene sp7, whose product is annotated as Sp7 transcription factor. Lineage: Eukaryota; Metazoa; Chordata; Actinopteri; Beloniformes; Adrianichthyidae. The record is from RefSeq and is a predicted model, not a curated record. Gene Ontology annotation, biological process: regulation of transcription by RNA polymerase II. Gene Ontology annotation, molecular function: RNA polymerase II cis-regulatory region sequence-specific DNA binding; DNA-binding transcription factor activity, RNA polymerase II-specific.
AUAGAUAGAUCCCAGGUCAGCGGCCUUGUGGAAGAGUGUCCGCCAUGAGUUCAAAUCCACAGUCGAAUUAUGCCAAAGACUCGAAAAAUGGGACCCAGUGUCUCCCUGCUUGACACUCUGCAUUAAGGGGUUGGAUUGAGAAAUGGGUCAAAUGCAAAGAACAAAUUUCACGCACUUAACUGUGUAACAACAGUACUUUAAGAUAGAUAGAUCUGGAGGACUGUAAAUGACUGGAUGUGAAGUCUUUGUUCUUCUAUACUCACAUCCUUGUGGAAUAAGAAAAUAAAGCGAUAAAGGUCAGUUUGAGAGCAGACUGCCAAAUAUAGCUGCUGUGUUCAUGUGAGGGCCAGACUCUCCAGAACGACAAGCCCUUCUCUGACCAUGCCCUGUAAUUGAGGAGAAAAAAAGGACAGAAAUUAUAUGUUUAUUUUCGACAACAAUUUUAAUCUUCUGUGCUCUCUUUCAGAAAAAGAGACGCCCACAAAAAGGCUCUGAGAAUCUGCUUGACGCUGGCAGUGAAGAUUUUUGACCAUUUUCUUUCCACAAGAAAUGAAAUCCCCACAGGAGCAUCAGAAAGCUGGGUCGGAUCUAAAAAACGAAAGAGAAAAAAAUUUAAAAAGAAAAAUGUUUGUCACAAAUGUUGCAGUUUUAUGGCUGGAAGUGUUAGAAAACCUGUUUGCUGUCAUUUUUAAAAGACUCAAGCCUGUUAAAAAAAAAGGAAAAUUCAUUUAUACAGUUUUCUGGUGGGAAAAACUUCCUACAUUUUGUCACGGUUAUUUUUGUCAUGAAAAUAUUGGAAAGUAUCACUUAAACGUGAUUUUUCUAUGCUGAUGGAAUGAUUUUCAGGGUUGAAUCUCAUGUUUUGUAAUUCCUAGUUAUGCAGUGGUUUAAGUGUCUAGAUUUAAAUGAUUAGAUUUUUGAUUCCUGUAUUCCCUAUCUUAAUUAACUUUAGUUUUUUGGGUUUUUUGUUUUUGUAUUUGACAGACAUCUUUCUUGAAUCAGCAGCAUUGCCAGUCAUUCCCCUGCAGAGUCUCAGACUUCAGUUAAUUGGAUGUGAUAAUCUCCCAUUUAUUUUACUGAACAACUUGAUCCUUUUCCUUUAUGCAUGAUUCCAUCGUUCAGCCUCUUUAACCAUCACACUAAUGUCUGAAAAAGCAGUUAAGUGCAUUUAAGACUAUUGGAAACAGAGACAGGGGUUAAACCAGAAUAAUAAAAUCUCAGACAGAAACCACAAACUCGCUCAACUUCACUUCUUUUAUACUUGUGGCAAAACUUUGGGCUGUUUUGUUAUUUUCCGUUUAAAAACCAGCAGAAUGACUGAUUUUUGUUCUCAGUUUUUCUUUUUUUUAUUAUUAUCUGCGAUGUCCAUGGGGAUGCAGAUCAUCUCAUAGGAGUGCUGCUUACAGUAAUCAUCAUGUUUACACACAUCAGAACUAAUCUUAACUGGGGAAAAACUAAAUAAAAGCAAACUAUAUCAGCUGAUUCGUGUGUAAUUCAUUCACUUAUUUGCUAUAAGUUCGAGGCUCACGGUUUAAGGAGGUGGGAUCUCAUCUUUUUAGCCACCAAUCUCCGUCCGUUUCCCUCCAUCCCUGAUUCUUUUUUAUUGCUUCUUCUUCAAAGAGCUCGUAACCUAUAAUUAGGGGGCGGGGCCUCGGAGCCUCAAAACACUUCCCCGCGUGAGAGCCCGACUUCUUCCAAACUGUCCCGGGACUCGGAGCUGCGCCUCUCCCCUCAGCUUCCUUAGGAUUUUGUUUCUCAGGGAUGGCCGCAUCUAUUCUGGAGGUAGGAAGUAUAAUUGAAGACACUCGCUAUGGCUCCAGUCCUCUGGCUAUGUUAACUGCUACCUGUAACAAAUUUGGCAGCACCAGCCCUGUCAGGGAUUCGGCUACACCAGAUAAGACCGGCAGCACCACUCAAGUAAAGAAGCCAUACGCCAUGGCCUCUGACCUUCAAACAGCUAAAAUCGGGCGGACGACAGACGCCAGUGGCCUGGCGGACUCCUACACUGGCUCCUUCACCACAGCUGGAGGAGGUGGCGGUGGGCUGCUUACUCCAUCUGGAAGCCCCCCUUCUUCAGCUGGAGGCUACUCGACAGAAUAUAACCCCUUCUCCCACUCUUUCCAGACCUCAGUCUCCCAGGAUCCGUCUCUUCUCGUGUCCAAAGCCCACGCCACAGCCGACUGCCUCAGCAGCGUGUACACCUCGCUGGAUAUGACACACCCUUACGGCUCCUGGUACAAAGCUGGAAUCCACCCCGGCAUAACUUCUGCCCCAGCUAACUCUACGUCUUCCUGGUGGGAUGUCCACCCCAACUCUAACUGGCUGUCUGCAACACAGCCCCAAACUGACGGAGGUCUCCAGGCCUCUCUGCAGCCUGUAGCACCGCAAGCGUCCCUCAGCCCACAGCUGCCAAGCUACAGCACUGACUUUACGACGCUCAAUCCAGCACCGUAUCCCUCAGUGGGGCUGGGAUCCUCCUCACAUCUCCUCCAACCCUCCCAGCACAUGCUGCCCCAGGAUAUGUACAAGCCCAAGCCUGUACCAAGCACAGGGCUAAUUGAGAGUCCCAUGGGCCUUAAGCCUGCCAGGGGAUCAGGAGGUUAUAGCGGAGGGGGGACGCCAGGCAGAUCUUCGUGUGACUGCCCCAACUGUCAGGAGCUGGAAAGACUGGGAGCUUCUGCUGCUUCCCUGAGGAAGAAACCGGUCCACAGCUGCCACAUCCCAGGCUGUGGGAAGGUUUAUGGCAAGGCCUCCCACCUGAAGGCCCACCUGCGCUGGCACACUGGCGAGAGGCCCUUUGUUUGCAACUGGCUGUUCUGCGGGAAGCGCUUCACCCGCUCUGACGAACUAGAGAGGCACGUGCGCACCCACACGCGGGAAAAGAAGUUCACCUGCUUGCUGUGCAACAAGCGCUUCACACGCAGCGACCACCUCUCCAAGCAUCAGAAGACCCACGCUGAUUCUGCCAUGCAGGGUAAAGCUGGAGCCGUGGAGGGAGACACUGAUCCUCGGGGGGAAGACACCCCAGAGCUCAACUCCAGCACAGCACCGGCCAAUCCCGCCACUGACCAAAUCACCGGCGGAGAGGAAAAGACUGGCACACCUAAUGGAGUGGAGAACAGCAGUGGAUUGUUGGAGAUCUGACUGCUUUAAGGCUUCUUUCAAACACAUUUAUGUACGAUAGAAGUUUGGGGGUUUUUUUCCGAAGAAACUUUCUUUUUUUUUAAAUGAGAAAAAUUCUUCAAAAAUAAAAAAUGAUUGAUGGUAAAAAAAAAACUGACAACAUAAAUGACUGAACAUGUUUUUGGACGCAUUCACUUUCUCUAGAACAUUCACACAAAGAGCACAUGCACAUGUCCACAUUUGCAUGCACGGGAAUAACUGCAAACAAAUGUGCCAGCACAUAUAAUACAUUCAUGCAUGCAAAGGUGCCCACAAAAAUAUGCGUGUUCAGAAACACAUACCAGUAAACACGCUCAUGCACACAUCUUGAAGUCUGCUCACAUUUUCUGCCUUUCAAAUGAGACAAACCACUGGGGAAAUUGCAAAAAAAGAAAAAAACAAAAGGCAGAAGGAAAAUAACUCUGAGGCUGCAAAAAGGAAAGACCAGGAUCUGUAAGGAUGACAUGAGUUGAAGCUUUGCAUGCCAGGAGAACAUUUUAAUUUAAAACUGUAUUCUGACAUCAACCACACUAUUGUCACAACCACCUUGAUGUAAAGAAUUUUUGUUUUUUGUAUUUGCUGUCUUUUGUCUAAUUUAAUUACAUAUUUACAUGAAUAAUCUAAUUUAUGUCUUAAAUUAUACACAUGUGAGAUGAUCCUGUUUCUUGCAGAAAAAAUUAGCUAAGAAUAAAAAAUAUGGUUAAAGAUGGCCAAAAAAAUGAAAUGCAUUAAAUUAAGACUUUUUUUUUCUUAUUUAUUAGUUAAACUGUGGAGCUUGAAGGGAAUGUUUUUAGUUAUUAUUUAUGGAUCUUGAAUUUUAAUAUUUUUCUGCAUCAUCUUUGAAUUGUUGGGUCUUCCACACCUGAAAUGCAAUGACUUAGAGAGGCUUUUUACUUUUUUUCAAUGCUAUAUAUUGACUACAAUAUGUAGAUUUUCUUAAAUGUAAUAUUUUUCUACUUAGUGUAUUUUCCUUGUGUUUUGUGAAUCUUGGGAAAUUAAAAAGUAUCUAUUUUACUUCUGUUAAAAGCAAUAUAAUUAAUCAAGCUUUAUGUGUCGAUCUUUAAGUGCCUCAGUAUGGUAGACAUGAGCUACCACUCUUUACUUUGCUGUGUAAAAAUACUUUGUGUAGUGAUGAAAAUCUCCUAAAGGUACAGAGUGUAAAGUUUUUGGUGUGGAUCUUGACAAUUUGGUGCUUUGAAGAGUAAAGAUGCUACAAAAAAAC